Molecule: messenger RNA, 2441 nt
Organism: Tachyglossus aculeatus (Australian echidna)
Lineage: Eukaryota; Metazoa; Chordata; Mammalia; Monotremata; Tachyglossidae
Gene: RGS7BP
Product: regulator of G protein signaling 7 binding protein
Exons: 6
Coding region: 375-1136 (253 amino acids)
Biological process (GO): G protein-coupled receptor signaling pathway
Cellular component (GO): postsynapse; nucleus; neuron projection
Source: RefSeq, a predicted model, not a curated record
ACCCCCCCGGGCCUCUGCCCCCCGGCCCCCCUCCCUCGCCGGGCUCAGGCCCAGGGGCCCGGGGCUUGGCACCCUCUGGCCAUUGCGGGGGUGGGCAAGGGGGGGAUGGCAGAAGCAGGGGCUACCAGAAGGACCCCCUCGGCAGGGCAGGCUGUGCCCCUCUCCCCCCGCCCCCCGUCCCCUCCCUGAGUGGGCUCUCCGGCCUGCCAGGCGCGCCGCUGCCCACCUCCCCGGCAGAUGCGCGGCCGGAGGAUGCCGCAGAGCCCGCUGCCGGCUGAAGGUGACUCCCUCCUCCGACCGGGCCGGGUCCCGUGAGUGGCCAGCGGGCAGGGCUGUGGACUGGACUCCCCUUCCCCUCCCCCGUGGCCGGGUGCAUGAGUUCGGCGGCCAACGGGCGCAGGAAGCGCCCGGCCCGGUCCUUGCGCGCCUCUCUCUUCCAGCUCAGCAAGCCCCCCCGGCCCGGAGGGGACUGCGACCCGGACAGCGUCCCCCAGACCCAGAGAGCCCUGGACCACUGCAAGAUGCUGGUCCAAGAAUUCAACACCCAAGUGGCUCUGUACCGAGAGCUGGUCAUUUCCAUUGGGGACGUCUCAGUCAACUGUCCAUCUCUUCGGGCUGAGAUGCACAGGACGAGGACCAAAGGUUGUGAGAUGGCCCGCCAGGCCCACCAAAAACUUGCUGCCAUCUCUGGCCCUGAAGACGGUGAAAUCCACCCUGAAAUCUGCCGACUUUACAUCCAGUUGCAGUGUUGCUUAGAAAUGUACACCACGGAGAUGCUCAAGUCCAUAUGUCUGCUAGGAUCUCUUCAGUUUCACCGGAAAGGAAAGGAAGCUGGUGGGCUACUACCCAAGAGCACUGACUGUAAAGCCGAAGAGAGUUCUGAAGUACCUAUAUUAGAAGAUACAUCAUCAUCACCAGUGGAUCUCCAAUAUCAUUCUUGGCAGGUUUCCACAGAUAUUGAAAACACGGAAAGAGAUAUGCGAGAAAUGAAAAACCUUUUAAGCAAACUCAGGGAGACUAUGCCUUUACCAUUGAAAAAUCAAGAUGAUAGCAGCCUCCUGAACCUGACUCCUUAUCCACUAGUCAGAAGACGGAAGAGGAGGUUCUUUGGACUGUGCUGCCUCAUCUCAAGCUAGACAAAUCCAUCCCGGAACAUCAGGAAAAUCGGCACGGCAAAGAAACCUAUGUUGUCUGACUUUAAGAGGGAUAAACCACAAAGCUACUGGUCACUGACUAUGUUUUCUAUGCUUCCCUAUUGCUUUUCUUCCAUCCCCUUUAAAGAGUUUUCCAGUUUAAAGCAGUUGCUGUCAAGUAUCAGAGAGAAAACCGAAUGGAAAUUGAGGGUGUUUUUAAAAAGGAUUUUUUUAAGAUGACAUUGUGCAUGUCUUCUCUCAACCAUACAAUGAUGAGAUGCAAGAAUUAUGAUUUUUAAGUCAUUCUAAGUUUUUUUUAAUGUACUGUACGUACCUCAAAUUAUUUCAUGUAAAAUAUUAUAACUCUAGCUCUGACUAGCCACAUGUUAAUACUUUAUCAUAUAUGAAGACUCUUUAAACAUUGAAAUCUAUUUAAAAAUCACAAAACCGUGUUUGAGCUCUAGUCUAUCAAAUCAUUAGAAACUAUACUGUAAUAGGACAUAAACAAAUUAACUGAUUGCUUUUUCUGCGCUCAUUCAUGUUUAGUCUUCCACUUUGUCAGAAUUUAUCCAAGAGCUUCAGAUUAUAACUGUCUUAAUUUAUAACGCUACAGAAAUAAUGUACGGAGAAUACUCAUUUUUUGUAAAUACACAGUAAUCCAAAUAUCUUCAUACAAUGCAUCUGAGUAGCCCACUUCCUUUCAAUCAAAUGGUGUCCUUUUUCAGCUUCCUGAAGAAUGAAGUGAUUCAGUUAGGAAAUGCCGUAGUGAAUUAUUCAAUUACCCUCAAAUGUAAAGCCAAAUAUUACCACAUUGUUUUGAUUGAAAGUUGAAGCAUGGUGUUUGCACAUCAGCAUAAUAUUAACUCUUAUAGGGCAUGCUGAAGUUAGCUCCAAUUGUAAAAUAUUUAACAUUUUACAUUGUUAAUAAAUUUUUUUUAGUUAAGCUACACCCGUCUCGUUUCAGAUGACUCCGGAGAUCCGACGGUGAUCGCGUGUUCUGGUGUGUGACCACCUAGUCCCUUUGGGUGCUGAAGAGCAGUUUUGCAUUUCUGGCCCAGAUGCAGAGGUCAGAACUCCCUUUCCCUGCCCUUUCUGCUCCUGUCCCUCCUGGAGCUGGGUGUAAAUGCUGCUUGAGGAGAAAAUCGUAACCCUGGCACUGGUGGCAUCCAGAGCAGGCAGCAAAAUGAGAGCAAAGGAACUGCCCACCAGAAGCCUGAUGGCCCAUUCAUGGCCCACAGAACCAGCGAUCCUCAGAGGGCUCUGGCUGGGCCCAUCUCCUAAUGUCAUCUUAAAAAAAUCCUUUUUAAA